Molecule: messenger RNA, 2076 nt
Organism: Cynara cardunculus var. scolymus (artichoke)
Lineage: Eukaryota; Viridiplantae; Streptophyta; Magnoliopsida; Asterales; Asteraceae
Product: N-lysine methyltransferase setd6
Exons: 12
Coding region: 100-1785 (561 amino acids)
Biological process (GO): peptidyl-lysine monomethylation
Cellular component (GO): nucleus
Molecular function (GO): protein binding; protein-lysine N-methyltransferase activity
Source: RefSeq, a predicted model, not a curated record
AAAACUGCGACUGCGAGUGGGGCAGUUCUUGACAUCCAAGCACACUCGUUGGCGCUAGAAAUUCAAUUUUGCUGUUCCUAUCUGGUGUAUGCGGUAAAAAUGGACAAUGAUCAGCAACAGCAAAACUUAGCUCAAAGUUCUCCACAGGCUGUUGAUGAACAUGAGUUAUUUAUGGAGCUCUCUGAAAAUGAUUUUCUCUUUGAGAAAAAGAAGAAAUUAUUAGAAGUCAAAGGUUUUGAUCCCAAGAUAAAAGUUAAAAUCAAGAGUGAUUGUAGCAUCAAGUUGGUGAAAUCUGUUUUGGAAGAGAUGCUUCAGAUGGCAAGAAUCAUACACUCGGAUGAGGUUGAUCUUUACUUUGGAGGUAUUGAUGCUUUUCGUCCAGUGGGCUUUUGCAGUCCGAGGAAUGAACUAGAGUCUCUCCGUUCAAUCUUAUCUAUUGUUGAUAGCUCAGUGUCGAAUGGUGAACAAAUAAGACCAAAAGUCUUCCAAGAUCUUAGGAAUGCAACUCUAGAUAUGAUCCAUGAAUUUGGGAGCAAUAUUGGAAAGGAUGCUCAAAUUCUUGCCAACUGGAACUUAGACAGGGAGAAAUGUUUACUACAGUGGGGCAAAAGCAAUGGCGUUAAGGCUAGACUUGAUAUAGCUUAUAUUGAAGGAGCUGGAAGGGGAGCCAUAGCAAGAGAAGAUCUGACGGUUGGAGAUAUUGCUUUGGAAAUCCCUGUGUCUAUCAUCAUUUCAGAGGACCUUGUUCAUAAAACGAAUAUGUUUCCAGUACUAGAAAAAGUUGAGGGCAUCUCCUCCGAGACAAUGUUGUUAUUGUGGAGCAUGAAAGAGAAGCAUGACAUCAAUUCAAAAUUUAAGGUUUACUUUGAUGCUCUUCCAGAAGCAUUUAAUACAGGGUUAAGCUUUGGAAUUGAGGCGGUCAUGGCUUUAGAUGGAACAUUGUUGCUAGACGAGAUAGUUCAAGCAAAGGAGCACUUGCGCUCUCAGUAUGAUGACUUGGUUCCCUCUUUAUGCAAUGAACAUCCUGAUAUAUUUCCUCCAGAGGUGUACACAUGGGAUGAAUUCUUAUGGGCUUGUGAGCUAUGGUACUCAAAUAGCAUGAAAGUGAUGUUCAGUGAUGGGAAAGUAAGGACAUGCUUGAUUCCAAUUGCAGGGUUCCUCAAUCAUUCGAUAUCCCCACACAUAAUGCAUUACGGCAGGGUGGAUAGUGCUACAAAUUCUUUGAAGUUUCCCCUUACAAGAUCAUGCAGGGCAGGAGAAGAGUGCUAUCUUAGUUAUGGCAACUUGUCUAGUUCUCAUUUGAUCACUUUCUAUGGGUUUUUACCCAAAGGAGAGAAUCCCUAUGAUGUCAUUCCACUUGAUAUCGAUCUUUCUGAGGUUGAUAGCACAGAAGAGGCGCAUCCGAUAUCUAAUUGGUCUACUCAUAUGGUGAGGGGUACAUGGCUCUCGGAUAAUCAUGCAAUCCUCCAUUAUGGGUUGCCGCCUCCUUUGUUAGAACAUCUCCGUCAAGCUCGUUCUCUGAUGUUACAAUCAAAUAUUACUGCACAAGAAAACUUAGAGAGUGAAUUAGAAAUUCUUGAAGACCUUCAAUCUACUUUUGAUGCCAUGAUGCAAAACUUGGGUGAGAGAGAACCGUUAGUCAGUGAAAACUGUGAUUGGGAUGUUAAGCUAGCACUGGACUUCAAAGACUUGCAAAGACGGAUCAUUUCAUCGAUUGUAACUUCGUGUCAUGCUGGUCGAAAGUUGGUGGAACAUGAGUUGCAAAACUGCACCAACAAUGGUUAGUUCAAGAUUUGGUUUAUAUGAGGCAUACAUGACAUGGAGAGGUUGCAGGUCUAAAAACUUCAAAUGUUCGGGUCAGCUUGCAUGCAUCUCAACUAAUUCCAUGGUGAUAUGAGUUAAACAUCCAAUGAAACCACCUCCGGUGACUAGAAACAGUUAAGCUACCUUAAGGGCUUUGUAGGUCUACAAACUUGGUGGUACUUUUUGUAUACUUCCUUUAAUGUUGUAUUGCAAAAGAACAUUUAUUGCGUCUCGUUCUCCGUAUUCAUAGAAUAUCAUGUUUUACAUUGAAAC